AUGCCUAGAUUAAGGUUGAAGUUAGUAUUAGUGUGGUUGUGUUGUGUUAUGGUGAGGUUUGGUGUGGUAUUGGGUAGUAGUAGUGAUAGCAAUACUAACUCAGAUGAAAUGGAGUUAGAGCCAGAUGUCGAAUUUUGGCCACCUUUAGCUCAAGCAUUGUUAGAAGAUAGUUCAUGCGUAGAAUGGGAUAAUUUCCAUUUAUCUGGCCUAGAUAACUUCAAUAGCGAAAUGCCAGAACACCGAGCACAGUUAGAGAGAAAAAGAAUGACUGCUUGUUUGGAAUGGAUGCAUAUAAUGGUUCAACCUUUGGUAGGAAACCGGUUGAUAGAAUUUUGUAAUCCAGAUGGUUCCAUAGGCUGGAUUCUUGAGAUGAAUUCAAUAGAGGAUCGAAUGCGAGUGGUAGAAGAUAUGCAGGUAGUGAAACUAAUAAGCUAUUUGUGUAAGUUGAAAGAAACACCAGGCGUAUGUAAAGUCAUCGACAUAUACUUCUGCCAGACACUGAAAAUAAGAACUAACGGCUUUUAUAUUCGCCCAACUCCCAACCCAACUCCCAACCCAACUAGUACUAACCCAAAUGAGAAAUUGACAACCUACCAACAGUGUCUAGAAGCCUUACAACCCCUGAAAAAGAUCACUAGUCCGGAUCGGAUAAGGAUUGUCGGAGAGACAACGGAAAAUGAGAUGUUAGACCAACUUGAGCUGCUAUUGUUUCUACUGCGGAUUGCGGAUAGUCCUACAAUCGAAAUAAACUGGACGGACGCGAAUAUGGCCCCGCUUGAUGUGAAAUCAGUAGAUAGGUUUAGGCCUUUACUGGAGGGCAUCCCCGCGAAGCUGAAAAAGAGCGAACUUGUUAUUAAGAUCGCUACUUCAUGUAAUCGUGAGCUUUGGGACGCCUUCCUUAAGUUGGUUGGCGAAAAAUACGAUAUCAAAACGAAACAUGUGAGAGAUUAUCCGGUAGUGUCGCUUAAUGCCAACUCAACUUAG
Messenger RNA from Nematocida homosporus, 984 nucleotides. RefSeq lists its product as uncharacterized. The record is from RefSeq and is a predicted model, not a curated record. Lineage: Eukaryota; Fungi; Microsporidia. The transcript has a single exon. Bases 1 to 984 code for a protein of 327 amino acids.